UCACUUGAACUUUCACUAAUUAUGACCUUUUAAUGACAUUCCAGGCCAAAUUGCAUUUUUUAUGCUGACUUAGCACAAAUAAUGCUGACUCAGCAGUAAAGUAAACCAUAAUCCUGAUCCUAGCUAGCUAGCCAGCUAUGGCUGAACGUGACAGUGCCAAGAGAAAGCUAUUUCAACAGUUUUCAACUCCUACUGCCAGUGUUGAUGUAACACGGAAGGCAGCCAAGGCCAAGCAGCAUGAGAAGCGACCCCAGAGUCGAAUUCCCCUCAGGAGCAACACUAGAUCUAACCAGCUAGUCAUGGUUGAACACAGAGCCAAGAGAAAGCUAUUUCAACAGUUUUCAACUCCUACUGCCAGUGUUGAUGUAAUAUGUACAGUAACAGCCAAGGCCAAGCAGCAUGAGAAGCGACCCCAGAGUCGAAUUCCCCUCAGGAGCAACACUAGAUCUAACCAGCUGGUCAUGGUUGAACACAGAGCUAGAGCUAUUGAUGAAACAAAGCAAUGUCGACAGUUGUCCACUCCUACUGCCAGUGUUUAUGUAAUAUGUACACCCGUACCCAGGGCGGCCAAGGCCAAGCAGCAUGAGAAGCGACCCCAGAGUCGAAUUCCGAGCAGCACUAACCAGCUAGCCAUGGCUGAACAUGUCGACAGAGCUAGAGCUAGUGGUGAAAGAAAGCGAUGUCGACAGUUGUCCACUCCUACUGGAAUAACACCCAAGCAGCAGGAGAAGCGACCCCGCAGUCGAAGACUUCCCCUCACAGUGAAAAACAGCACAAGCUCAGUUGCUCAACAAUCCGGUGCCUCGUGUACACCCUCUCCGACUACUGCAUCGAAAUGGAAAUUAAAGGAAGAUAUAGCAAUUGUAAAGUUUAUUCUAUUAUCAACACCUAGCAAUAGUUGGCCUGCAAUGUCUGAGAAUUUCUGGAAGUUAGCUGCUCUGUUUGUACACCAAAGAAGCCAAGAACCAUUGCGAAGCAGUUUGGCGUGUAGCUCUCGAGUGAGGAAGGUUCUCAGCAAACACUACACAGCACCGAGGGAAGCAGAAAUAGCACUCACGGCUACACGUUCUAAACACCCUAGUACAACACCCCUCAUGACACUCCCUGCAAGAGUAUCUUCAGAGCCACAAGCUCUGAGUGUCUCUUAUGUUGAUACUGGAGAAUGCCAGGUUAAUCUCGUAAUGGUUGACAAGUUUCAGAACUUCAAACGGCAGGUUCUAAACCUUCCACCUGCAGACCAGCUGAAAUUAAUCAGUGAGCUGUUUUGUGAACUCGCUACCAGCUUCUAUAAAGUUGCCGUGGAUGGUAACUUUCUUGAGUUGACACUGCUUGCAAUGAAGCACUUGGACUCUAACGGCAAAGUGAACGUAUUGUAUCAUCUUGCCAAAGGAUUAGGUACACUCCGACCUAACUCUAACGAGUCACGCUUUCCAGUAUCAAGGAUGCCUUUUGGGUUACUUCAGUACAUGACGACUUUUUUUACUUCUACAAAUGCAACUCAUGCUGUGUGUUCAGAAGGUUACGAGAAGUGGCUUGUUAGCAUGUACUCUCUAUUUGGGACUAAGUUCUCAAAAAUGCUAUGUGGUCCAAUGUGGAGUCAGGUCUCAACAACUCAAACUGGACAAGAAAACGUAGUUUUUUUGGAUCCCAUACAGGCUCGAGUGAAUGUACCUGCCCUAGGUGAGCGCACAAUGAGAAGGCACAUUGUGAAUACCCAGUUCUCUAAUUCUUGGAACAUUCAGAUGGCUACACUAGACCAUGCUGUAGAGGUGCAUCCUGAGGCUAAAUGGUGGAUCAAGGCUGACGGUUGUGAUAUCGUGAGUGGUUUGGAGGAGUCUGUACGGCUUGAAUGGAACGGAGAUGCAGAUUAUGCUACUGAAGCUGUCCAGGAACUCUACCACAUGUAUCGUACACGUCGUUCUGCAAUUGAUAUGCUUUGCACAAACCAGUCCAUAGUUGAUAGACGUCCAGCUCUAGUUACCGUUGUCCAUGAAGAGUAUGGCAAACUCGAAGGAGAUGUUAACUUCGUUGUUGAAGCUUUAAAGAAGUGCAAUGAUGCAUAUUCAGCCAAAGUUCGAAGUGGCGUCUCACAUGAGAAAACUCUCUUAAACCUUGCAUGGAAUGUAGAUGAUCUACAAAAGCUGUCUGCUGGUGGUCGAGUGUUACGCACUGACUUGGCAACACUAAAAGAUGUGCUAGAGGAUGCUGACGCCGAUAUCAUCGCUCUUAAUGUCGCAAAGAAGUUAACACUUGUACACAAGAAAUUGUUGGAGUUUGUCAAAGGGUUGUACAAGCACAAGAGGACAGCAGCUACACAUAUUCUCGUCAUUUUGCUAAGCACGGAGUCACGGUCAAAGAAGCCUUAUGCCCUGCCGAUUCAAUGUAUUUCUUACGUUGGGAUAAGUGUUGCACAAAUGAGGUCAAUUCUCAACAAAAUUGUGAUAGCAAUGAAAGACAGAAACAUGGAUGUCAGUGGUUUCCUUUCUAAUGGAGAGUAUAACACUAUGAGGGUAAAAGGAUAUACUCGUCCCCUUUCAGUGCUUGAAAUCAAAUCACAAGCAAAAAAGAAGUUUGACAAAAUGUCUGUAACCGCUAUGAUGAACAUGUUGACUCCUACAGAAAUGCCAGAUGGUAGUAUUCAAGCUGUGAAAGGAAACCCAGCUGUUCCUAUGAGAGUCCUGUCUGAAAUCUGGGGAUGGAAAAAUGCUGGCAUCGAUACAGAUGAUUGGAUAGGGAGGCUCAGACUGCGUACAGUACCAUCAGGAUAUACUCCAUGCCCAUGGUCAGAUCAGAGGGCAGAAGACAAAGGUGACAAGCUAAGAGCCAUUCUUUCUCAGAUGGAGUACAAGUAUCAAGUGUGCCAUUGGGUUGAAAAGGGUGUGCCAUUCUCUACUCACAUGUAUGUUCCUGAAAUUCAUCCCAUUACCGGCAAAGAAUUCCACGAGAGAGAAGAUUUUGCACACAUUAUGAAGAGAGUGUGCCAGUGCACAAGGAAAGGAGGCCCACAACCAAUCAGGGUUGAAAGAUUUCAUGAGGCAUUAUAUGAUGACGAGUCUGGACUAACGUACCCAGCAUUGACAGGCCAGAGAAAACAGUCAGUCCAAGAUGCAGAAAAUCUUUUCUCUGAGGGUGUUGAACUGUUCAUGAGAAAAAAUAAAUAUGAGUAUGAAGAGAAGUACGUUAGAGUCAUCAGGAAUUGGAGGCGCUCUUGUGACGAGCGAGGUCUGUCAUCUCUCCAGAGGUCAAAGUACAACUAUGACCUCCUGAAUCUCAUUUUAGAUGAGCUGAUGCCUUGGCAUACAGCCCAGUACGACUUCAGUUUGAUGGAAGUUACAAGGAAAGUAACUGUCCUAGGAUUCACCAGGGAGAUUGUGUAUGCCCUCACCACAGGAAUCGAAAGUGUUGAAUGGAAAAGACGAGAGUACGCCCAAACUGGAAGGCCAAUGGAGAAUCCCCGCUCAAGCACUACUGAUGAUGUUGAGUGCAUGUUCUCAAUCAUGAGGGAUUUGACAGGAAAGCACUUUACCUUACGGCAAGCGAGGUACACCUGGAGGAAGGUGUGCAUCGAGUUUGACAAGAGGUCAGACCCAACUCUGGGGUUUUAUUACUUUUCUUCAUCACAUGACCGCUUUUAUGAAGGAAGCAGACCGCACUUUGAUGAGAAACCUUCAAAGAAGAGGAAGAAACGUGUUCGAAGAAAAGAACAACCAGCUCACCUUAUGUAUGGAAGAGCAACACUCCCUGAAUCUGGUGCUCGUUCAACUAGGAUGACCUUCCAUAAUUUACCCAUUCCAAUGCCACCACCACUGGAAAGCACUCAACAUCACCUAUUUGAACACUCAUACGCUCAAUAAACUUCACUCCAACAUUAUAUACUUCUUAUUGUGUUCAAUUAAGCAAUAAUUUAUAUGAAAAUCAAAUUAUACAACACAACAAGGGAUUAAAAAGA
Halichondria panicea is the source of this 3949-nucleotide messenger RNA. RefSeq lists its product as uncharacterized. NCBI's taxonomy places the organism in Eukaryota, Metazoa, Porifera, Demospongiae, Suberitida, Halichondriidae. The transcript is spliced from 13 exons. The coding region runs from base 138 to 3854 and encodes 1238 amino acids. The record is from RefSeq and is a predicted model, not a curated record.